AAUGCAUGCAGUAGCUGUGAAGGCAAUGGCAACCACGUUGGCACAACCACAAAUCGAGAAUCGGGGAGGAUUACUCGUAGAAUUGGCUUCCCUGGUCGGAAGGGUCAACCGUGCUUUGUCCAUUCUACUGAGAACGGCUCUCAGACCAAAGUCUUUGAGACAGCAAGUCCAGAUGUUCAUUGAAAGGGGGAUAAUAGACUGUCGAUUCUUUACAUUACUUGCAGUUGCGGGAUCUCUACUCGGUUCAGUACUGUGCUUUGUAGAGGGUUGCUUUAUUGUUCUAGAGUCAUAUUUCCGGUAUUUCCAUGCCUUGUCACACAAGACGGAUCAAGGCCAUAUGGUGCAUCUUCUUAUUGAAGCCAUUGAUAUGUUCCUGGUAGGAACCGCCAUGCUUAUUUUCGCGGUUGGGUUGUAUGCCAUGUUCGUCGGGUCAAAGGCCGCGAAAGAAAGAGGACCGCGGUUUUCCGACUCAAACUUGUUUGGUCUCUUCUACAUGAAGGCACCUCCAGCAUGGGUUAACAUGCAAUCAGUUUCGCAAGCGAAAUCAAAAAUAGGGCAUGCGGUGGUAAUGAUACUGCAAGUGGGACUGCUGGAAAAGUUCAAGAGCAUACCUCUAGUUACGCCGCUCGAUCUUGCUUGCUUUGCUGGAUCUGUGCUUCUUUCCUCUGCUGGUAUCUUCCUUCUCUCGAGACUCUCUGCCACUGCAAGCCCCGCUGCAACUGGUGUACAUGGAAGAUAGAUCAUACAGCUAACUGAUGAUGAUGUCCACAAACUACUGCAUUGGUUUAUUAAUUAAUUUAUAACCCCAUUAUUUUUGUAGCAUGCACUGAUCAAUAUAUACCGUAGCAAUACUUAGAUCGAAACAUUAUACCUCUGCAACCGAAAAAAGAAUUGUACUUCACCCAGAAAUGGAAGACAUAGAUAUUGUAAUUCAACCAUGAUGAUAUUAUGAGGUUGAUGGUCAGAAAAGUACUCAUGUUUGUUGAUUUUCCAUUAAUAUAUGUAUAUAUAUCUUCCCUUGUUGGCCUCA
Pyrus x bretschneideri (Chinese white pear) is the source of this 1030-nucleotide messenger RNA. RefSeq lists its product as uncharacterized. Bases 2 to 739 code for a protein of 245 amino acids. The transcript has 5 exons. NCBI's taxonomy places the organism in Eukaryota, Viridiplantae, Streptophyta, Magnoliopsida, Rosales, Rosaceae. The record is from RefSeq and is a predicted model, not a curated record.